Molecule: messenger RNA, 4883 nt
Organism: Parnassius mnemosyne (clouded apollo)
Lineage: Eukaryota; Metazoa; Arthropoda; Insecta; Lepidoptera; Papilionidae
Source: the annotation of a GenBank genome assembly
GAUGCGUAAAAUGGAAUGCCUCGCGGUUGCGAGACAUCCAUUGGACUCUCUUCUUCUGUCUGAUCUUUUAACGGUGGUAGAGGCACGCAGCAGCUUUUGCUGUUGCACGUAUGAGCCGGGUUAGUACCACGACCUCACAGAAUACCGGCGUGAAGUGGAAGCUCUGCUUCUGCGUUUCGUCUGGUGAUUGCAGGUGACCGGAGGCCCAAUCCCGCCCCCCCCCCAUCAACAUGGUAGCGGAAUUACAUCAUAAACUAUCCCAGGAGGGUACCAGUACCCCUGGAGAAUCCCUCGCUGAGCAUCCACGACCAUGCUAUUCCACUCCUGAUCGUGGGUGCUCAGGCUGCCCCGCAUAUUCUGGGGGGGGGGGGGGGCGAAAUUCCGCCCAACACAAUAACUGCUCGGGGCAAACUGAGCAACAAGACCAAGGCGACUCCUACUACGCUAUCCGUGAAUUUCUGCAACAUCAGGGGACUUCACUCGAACCUAAACGCCGUCCACUACCAUCUCGAGACGGCGAAGCCGGCCUUGCUCUUUCUGACCGAGACGCAGGUGUCCCCUCCGGCUGAUACUUCGUAUUGAUAUAUUGAUUUACAUAUUAUUAUUAUUGAUAUACAAAUUGGAGCACUCCUUUGUGCCUCGGGCUGGAGUUUGCGUGUAUGUCAGAGAGGACAUCUGUUCUCGACGCCUCGGCAGUCUUGAAGGUUCGGACCUGUCCAUCCUUUGGCUACGCGUAGACAGCGACGACCAUCCGCGCGUCUACGUGUACCUCUAUAGGUCCCAUAGCGGUAAUACCGAAACAGACCGACUCAUCGACCACGUCCAAAUGGCUACAGAUUCCUUGCUACAACAGGUCCCUUCCGCAGAGAUCGUGAUCCUUGGCGAUUUAAACGCCCACCACGCCGAAUGGCUCGGUUCACGUUUAACCGAUCAUGCGGGGAGAUCUGUUUAUGACUUUGCCUUGGCAUAUGGUCUGACACAACUGGUUACUUCGCCUACGCGGAUUCCAGAUGUUGAGGAUCAUACACCUUCCCUGUUGGACUUUCUGCUGACCUCUCAUCCGGACGGAUAUCAGGUUUCCGUCGAUGCCCCUCUUGGCUCUGCGGACCAUUGUCUGAUCCGGAGUGUGGUGCCACUCACGCUCCCCUCACGGUUGCGUUCUGUAGGUUGCCGCCGUGUUUGGCAUUACAGGUCGGCGGAUUGGGACGGAAUGCGGUCUUUCUUUGCUUCCUACCCAUGGGGGCGGGUUUGCUUCUCGCCGGAUGAUCCCAGCGCUGUUGCUGACUCUGUCACUGAUGUGUUGCUACAGGGAAUGGAACUAUUUAUUCCAUCAUCUGUGGUACCCAUCGGAGGCAGAUCUCAGCCUUGGUUUGGUCGCUCCUGUAAGACUGCAUUACGCAGUAAGCAGGAGUGUUAUCAAGCCUGGGCUGCGGCUUCGGUGACUCGGGAUGUAAACACCAGCAUACUUAAAAAGAAGUAUAACUUUGCCUCCAGGUCCUUCAAAAGAGUUAUUGCCAAGGCAAAGUCAGAGCACAUAGGCAGAAUUGGCGAGAAACUAGUUCGCCUUCCUUCGGGAACCCGUGCAUUCUGGUCUCUCGCCAAGGCUGUCCAAGGGAAUUUCUGUAAGCCAUCACUACCAUCUCUGUACAGGAGGGACGACUCACUGGUCCACGACGCAAAAGAGAAAGCCGACCUUUUAGGCUCCCUUUUUGCGUCCAACUCGACUGUUGAUGACGGGGGGAACACACCGCCGACCAUCCCGCGGUGUGAGUGCUCCAUGCCGGAUGUGCAGUUCUCACAGCGCUCGGUUCACAGAGCACUCCUCUCCCUUGACAUCCUCGGGUCGAGUAGGGCCUGACGGAAUCCCCCCAAUUGUGCUGAGGACGAGGACGUGUGCUCCGGAGUUGGCACCGGUUCGAACGUGUCUUUUCCGGUACUCCUACUCCCAAGGCGUAGUCCCGAAUUCAUGGAAGACACUUUUUGUCCACCCGAUUCCUAAAAAAGGCGACCGCUCAGACCCGUCCAACUACAGGCCUAUCGCCAUCACUCCCUUGUUCUCCAAAAUAAUGGAAUCCGUUAUAAACUACCACCUCAAGCGGUACUUUGAGGAUCACCAGCUGAUUAGUGACCGCCAGUACGGUUUUCGUCGGGGUCGAUCAGCUGGUGAUCUUCUGGUCUACUUAACUCAUAGAUGGACGGAGGCAGUAGAGUCCAAGGGGGAGGCAUUGGCCGUUAGUUUAAACAUUGCGAAGGCCUUCGAUCGGGUUUGGCACAAAGCGCUUCUUUCGAAGCUCCCUUCCUAUGGGCUCCCCGAGAAAUUAUGCAAUUGGAUCACCAGCUUUCUUGCACAUCGGAGCAUCAAGGUCGUUGUAGACGGUGCAUGCUCCGACUACAAGCCUAUUAACGCUGGUGUUCCACAAGGCUGGGUGCUAUCACCUCACAUGGAAUACUGUUCCCAUCUCUGAGCUGGGGUUCCCCAGUGCCAGCUCCUUCCACUUGACCGCAUCCAGCGUAGAGUGGCUCGAAUUCUCGACGACCGAGUCCUUUCCGAUCGGCUCGACUCAUUUGCGCUGCGAAGAGAUGUUGCAUCUCUUUGCAUUUUCUUUCGCUUGUACCACGGGGAGUGCUCUGAGGAAUUGUUCGGAUUAAUCCCAGCCGCCAAAUUUCACGAACGCACAUCGCGGCAGAACUCGCGAUACCAUCCACAUCAUCUGGACGAUUGGCGGUCCACCACUGUGCGAUUUAGAAGAUGUUUUCUUCCUCGCACAACUUCCUUGUGGAAUAGUUUACCGCCAGCGAUUUUUCCGGACGGAUACGACUUAGGGACCUUCAAGAAAAGAGCCUACUCCUUUUUAAAGGCCGGCAACGCAUCUGUAAUUCCCCUGGUGUUGCGGUUGUUCAUGGGCGGCGGUAGUCACUUACCAUCAGGUGAGCUGCAUGCUCGUUUGCCCCCUCCUAUAAAAUAAAAUAAAAAAUAAUUUUAAGUGCGUUACUCAGAACUUUUUGAACUGAUUUUGAUGAUUCUUUUUUUAUUUGAAAUCUGGUGCUUCUCAUGUGGUCGCAUAUAAAUUUGAUCAAGACCUGAAAAAUAGUUUUUGAGUUAUCCUUAAUAAUGCGCCUUUAAUUGACUUCAACUACACUGAUGGUGUUCUCAUUUUAUUUAUAUUGAAGUCGGUUGUACAAUCUUUUUAAUUUUACCACUUGUUUCUUUUAGUAAUGGUGACAAAUACACAGUUCAUUUGAUGUUACCAACAUUUAUCCUCAAUUUUUUUAAAUAUAUAUAACAAUCAAAAUGGAAAUGUCUAGUCAUUCCUGAGGUAUUACUCCUACUAAGAUAUUCCAUAUUACCGGUAAAUAGGGUAUCCGGUUCUCGUCACUCACUAUUGAAGACAGCAGAGUUGUGCUAAUAUUUUACGCGGAUUUUCUGUAUGAGCAUGAUGCUUACUAGCUCGACACGACUCAUUCAUCAGCUAUACACGGAAUGUGUAGCACAGAGCCGGUACCUGCGCACUUAUAACGCUGUUCCGCAUCACCAUUCUGUGAUAUCCAAGUUAUACAAAUUGAACACCAUAUUAUUAUGUUUUACUACUUAUCAAUUAAAACGGUUUGCAUAGUUAGAAAAAAAUAAGUUAAAUGCAUUGAAUAAAUAUGUAGGUACUACGUAUUAGAAGAGACGUCACUUCAAUCAUCAACCACACACACGCAAUGCCGCACAGAUUUUGUUUGGGGUGUCAGUUCUAAAGUCUAGUCAGUUUCCGUCAUUAUUAUUCACUGCCACUAGUGCAAAAAUAUCAAUUAUCAUUUUCCGAGUAAACAACUGGAUAACAUAUCUAAGCAAAAGCAACGUCAGCUUUUUUCCAGAAGUUAUCAAGCCGAAAGUAUACUUCAAGUGUACUGCCCAAACUGCUGAAUAGUAGUUUACUCAGACAUUAAUCGAUCAAAUUUUUUAUUAUAUUAAUUUAGAUACACAAUUUUACUCAGCAUUUCUAUGUUACUUGGAAUUAACGUUUUUUUGUUCUAACAGGUUUCCUGUGUAGUCCACUACCUUUGAAUCUAAAAAAAAUUAAACCUAUAAAUGCUGCUGCCAAUGAUAUUUUCUUUUAUAUAAUUAUUUACAUUACCUAAUAAAGCUUGUAAUUGUUAUCAAUCAAGUCUAUAUUAUGCCGAAUUUUUCUGUUACUUAAAACAUUUUCUGUCGUGUAGGUAUCAUACCUGUCUCUACCACGCCUGCGUCGCUGUCUGCUACAUUAAGCCCUCUAGCAGCAUAUCAUUUGAGCAGUUACCAAUGGGCGGUAUCUUUGUUGAACAACACUUCUGACUGCAUCACACUACAAACCAACGGGACCCAAGUGACCCUUAAGCUUACGAAAGAUUCCGCUGCUCCUAAGGCUGAGGGCGGCGACACCGAAUGCCCAAGUGCAACAGACAACUCGGCAGGCCUGUGCGUGUAUCUGACGCGAUGUGACGCGGCCCAAAGCAUCACCGUCGACGUCUACAGCCGCGCCUACUGCGUAGUCAGCGAUGGUUACGCUGGUGUUUGUUGUCCAAAAAGUGAAGUAGACAAGACGCACUGAUGCAUCCGUAGCACGGGAGAAUCUAAACUUGUUUACAUUGUGAUUACAUAUACAUUAAAUGUUAAGGUUUUCUAGAUAAAAAUAUUUAUGGGUGGCUGUGAGUUUAUAGUGUGUAUAUUAAAAAUUCAAACUCACAAAACACAUUUUGUACAGGUACUAUAAAAAAUACUUGAAUGUAUUAAGUUCUUAGUAAGGCAUUAUAUCAGCACCACAUAUUACAGAUGUUUUGAAAUACAAAACACAAGCGUGCUGACUUAAAAAAUAGCAAUAGUCUCUAAUUUUGUAUGAUCCUGUGAAACAAAUUGUGAC